Messenger RNA from Nycticebus coucang (slow loris), 3433 nucleotides. RefSeq names its product myosin light chain kinase 3 (gene MYLK3). Gene Ontology annotation, cellular component: cytoplasm; nucleus. The record is from RefSeq and is a predicted model, not a curated record. Gene Ontology annotation, molecular function: protein serine/threonine kinase activity; ATP binding. Gene Ontology annotation, biological process: intracellular signal transduction; positive regulation of apoptotic process; protein phosphorylation. NCBI's taxonomy places the organism in Eukaryota, Metazoa, Chordata, Mammalia, Primates, Lorisidae. The coding region runs from base 231 to 2708 and encodes 825 amino acids. The transcript is spliced from 13 exons.
AGUCUUUCACUCACAGCCCAUGGCAGGCUGGGAGAUAAAGCCGAGCAAAGGCACAGAGAGAACUGGAUCCUCUGCAUCCCUGGACAGCCCAGGUGGUCAGUGUAGGUUGGUGCUGCUGGGCAAGGAUGUUAGUGACCAAGGACGAUGACCUUCCAGAUACCACUGCCUAAGUGAGAACCAGAGGUCUGUGGCUGUCUGUUUCCUCACCCUUGCCCUUGUCAAGCAUUAGGAUGUCAGGAGCCUCCCAGGAGAGCCUGGGGCCCCGGGGACUGCCGGCGUUAGGCAAGGCCUGCUUGACCAGCAUGAACGAGAAGCUUAGCACACUGAGCGAGAAGGUUGACAGACUCCUGCGUUUCCAAGAAGACAUCACAGGGAAGCUGCAGGCCCUGGGCCAAGGCCUGGGCCACUUGCAGGGAGGUCUGCACCAGCUGGAGGCUGCCUGCGCGCUGGGCUCAGCUGGGGCCAAUAGUGCUCCUUCAGCCGAUACUCAGGCCAUAUGGCCUGAGGUCCUGGAGCUAUUGAGGGCUGUGCAGCAGGAGGCUUCCCAGCAUGGAGCCAGGCUCGAAGCCCUCUGCAGGAUGGUGGCAGCUGCCAAUAGGGCCCUGGCUUUGGAGGGGGCCACGUUCCAGAACUUGAAGCUGGUGGAUUUUGUCGUCCAAGGGAUUGUCCCCUGGAGGGAAGGCAGCCUGGCUGACAGUCCCGAAGAGAACAAAGAGCAAGCAGAAAAGAAGGGAGCAAAACCAAAGUGUGCACUGAGCCCCAGAGGUGUGCACGUGGACACCACAGGGCCUCGGCAAGAGAGCCAGAAGGUUGACCUGCCAGAGGGGACAGUAGAGCAGCUGUCCCCCAUCAGCGCUUCAGGGAUGGGAGCUGACCUCCUCAUCCAGGCGGGGGCCGCAUCAAGGCAGGGAGAUGGAGUCCCUGGCCCAGGCCAGCUGCCUCCUGGCCAAUCAUUGCUCCUCACAAAGGCUGAGGCCAAAGCUCCUGAGACUUUCAGCAGAAGCCCUGGGAAUGGCCUGGAAUUGUCUGGGGCACCCAACAGGGUCAGUGAGGUCCCUGCCAGCCAGGAGGUUGCACCAAGUGCAGGACAAGGAGCACCCAGCAGGCCUGACCCUCAGCUCUUGGAUGAGGGCAAGAGGCUGACGUCAGGGCACAGCCCCCUGCCUCGGGGGCCUCGAAGGCCUCGAAGGCUGUCAGCCCAGCCCAGGGCAGCUCCCAGUGAUGGAGAGACAUCUCUAAGGAUCUCCACCCACAUGCAAGAGAUGGACAGUCCUGAGGAGGUGCUUGUGACCCCAGGUGGCAGCCUUGCACUCACCCCUGCCACCCACCCCCCAGAGGCUCCAGCAGCUGCCCAUCCAGGUGAGCAGAACCCACCUGGACCCCUGUGCUACCUCCAAGUUCCAGGGACUCAGUCAGGGGAACAGAGCCCCCGAGGAGCCGGAGCAUUCUCCCCAGGGCAGAAGAGGAGCAGCCACGGAGGAGCGGAGAUGGAGGAGGUGCGUGGGCCUGAGGCUGAGCCCACCGUAGGACCAAGCUUAGUCAAGAGAGACGAGGGAGAUGAAACUGCUGAGGCCCUGGACCUGCAGCAGGACAAAGGCCUGGGAGCAAGAAACCCUGACCCUGGGAAGGAUGGUGUGGCUGGGGGCACAGGGAGAGCCCAGGCAGGAAGCAGGACGCCCCUGGGUGCUGAAGCCGGCAUUGUGGCUCUUGAUGCUGGGCUGGCUCCACCUGCUCCUUUUGAACACCGGGUGGUGAGUGUCAAGGAGAGCUCGGUCUCAGCAGGCUACACGGUGUGCUGGCACGAAGUCUUGGGAGGGGGCCGGUUUGGCCAGGUCCACAGGUGCACAGAGCAGUCCACGGGCCUGCCCCUGGCAGCCAAGAUCAUCAAAGUGAAGAGCGCUAAGGACCGGGGUCAUGUGAGGAACGAGGUCAAUAUCAUGAACCAGCUCAGUCAUGUGAACCUGAUCCAGCUCUAUGACGCCUUCGAGAGCAAAAACAGCUUUACCCUCAUCAUGGAAUACGUGGAUGGGGGUGAACUCUUCGACCGGAUCACGGAUGAGAGGUACCACCUGACCGAGCUGGACGUGGCCUUGUUCACCAGGCAGAUCUGCGAGGGGGUGCGCCACCUCCACCAGCACUACAUCCUGCACCUGGACCUCAAGCCGGAGAACAUCCUGUGCGUGAGUCACACCGGACACCACAUUAAGAUCAUUGACUUUGGGCUGGCCAGGAGGUACAAGCCUCGGGAAAAGCUGAAGGUGAACUUUGGCACUCCUGAGUUCCUGGCUCCAGAAGUUGUCAACUAUGAGUUCGUGUCUUUCCCUACGGACAUGUGGAGUGUGGGAGUCAUCACCUAUAUGCUACUCAGUGGCUUGUCCCCAUUUCUGGGGGAGACAGAUGCAGAGACCAUGAAUUUCAUUGUGAACUGUAGCUGGGAUUUCAACUCUGACACCUUUGAAGGGCUAUCGGAGGAGGCCAAGGACUUUGUUUCCAGGUUGCUGAUCAAAGAGAAGAGCUGCAGGAUGAGUGCUGCACAGUCCCUGAAACACGAGUGGCUGAAUAAUCUGCCCGCCAAGGCUUCCACAUCCAAAGUUGGCCUCAAAUCCCAACUAUUGCUGCAGAAAUACAUGGCUCAGAGAAAAUGGAAGAAACAUUUCUACGCGGUGACUGCUGCCAACAGGUUAAGGAAAUUCCCAACUGGUCCCUAAUCCUCAAUUCUGCUGCUCUGAAGGGCCCAGAAAUUCAUACUAAGGCCAGUGGUGAAGUGAUGAAGAGAUGACUCAAGAUUUUAAAUCCAGCCUUUUACUCUUAUUGGUUUUACUUAUUUUAUUAAAAAGGUCAUGGCUGCUGCCUUUUUUGUGGAUGAAAAAUGGCUCCAAAGAAAGCAUCCUGACGACUGUUUUCUGACUUGUAAGAUCAUUUAGUUUGAAAUGCUGUGUUUACUUUUUAGGUAACCUACUUUUGGUGAUAAGUAUUAGGCAUGCUUUAGGUAUGUGAGGAAGUUCCUACUCUGUAUACAUCAAAUUUAUAUUCUGAACUUACUUUGAUUAAAGACCUCAGUAGACUUUUCAUAAGUGCCUGUCACUCGGUACUAUCUCUUCCAGUACAAUGAAUUCCUAGAAUUUUGGUUUGCUCAGGUCUGAGUUGACAUUUCUGUAUUACUCCACACUAGUGCCAAGCAAUGUGGAUUGAACACAGCGAUACUCCAACUUGUUUUAACUUAUGUUCCCUUUUGAGAAUCAACAUCAUAGUUUGAAAUUUCAAAAUAUAUCAACUGUCAUGCUAAAUCACAAUGAUGAUCCUUUUGACUGUGCUUCUGAAAUCUUUAUAUACCUCCACCCUCUCUCCUAAUUCUGCCCUGUCCUGAUCCCUGUUUCUUGGUUAUGAAUUUCUAUUUCUGGUCUUGUAAGUCUGGAAACUUAUUCCCAGUUUA